Staurois parvus is the source of this 359-nucleotide messenger RNA. NCBI's taxonomy places the organism in Eukaryota, Metazoa, Chordata, Amphibia, Anura, Ranidae. The record is from the annotation of a GenBank genome assembly.
CACUGAUGAGGAGGCACUGAUAGGUGGCACUGAUGGGCAUUGACAGGCAUCACUGAUGGGCACUGAAAGGCAGCACUGAUAUAUGGCACUGUUAGGUCGCACUGAUUGGCAUUGAUAGGUGACACUGACUGGCACUGAUGGGUGACACUGAAAGGCAGCUCAGAUGGGCACAGAUAUGUGGCAUUGAUGUGCACUGAUAGCUGGCACUGAUGGACACUGACAGGUGGCACUGCUGGGACUACACUGAUCAUCAGGGCACACUGAUCAUCAGUGUCCUGAUGAUCAGUGAGAGGAGAGCCGGAAACUGGCAUUCCGCGGAGGGGACAUGUACACUGAUCAUUAGGGCCCUGAUGAUCAGU